ACGCCGCAGCCUGCUCGGCGCUCGCCUGCCCGUCUGCCCGCCGGCCCCGUGCGCCCUCGCUGCUGCGGGUCUGCGCCGCUCGACCCUGCCGGCACCAUGCACCUCUCCCAGCUGCUGGCCUGCGCCCUGCUGCUCACGCUACUCUCGCUCCGGCCCUCUGAAGCCAAGCCCGGGGCGCCAGCGAAGGUCCCGCGAACUACGCCGGGAGAAGAGCUGGCCGAGUCCCAGGCUGCGGGCGGCGGUCUGAGGAGGAGCGACAAAACUACCGGCGGUGGCGGCGCCAACCGGUCGCGACUUCAGGACCUGCGCGCGGACACCAGGUCGCGGACGGUGUUGGUCCGCCUUCUGAGCGAGAGCUCCAACGGGCGCAAACAGAAGGGAGGCAAGAAGAAGAUCCUGUCCAGGGGCUGCUUCGGCCUCAAGCUGGACCGGAUCGGCUCCAUGAGCGGCUUGGGAUGUUAGUGCGGCGACCCCUGGCGGCGGAUCGGGAACUUGCUCCGUUUUGCUGAGGUCAUUCUUGGUCAUCAGCCUCACAGCAUCUGGAAGCAUCCAACGCAAUGUGGCUUUUACAUUUCCUUUCUUUUUUUUUUUU
Molecule: messenger RNA, 592 nt
Organism: Hyaena hyaena (striped hyena)
Lineage: Eukaryota; Metazoa; Chordata; Mammalia; Carnivora; Hyaenidae
Gene: NPPC
Product: natriuretic peptide C
Exons: 3
Coding region: 97-462 (121 amino acids)
Biological process (GO): cGMP biosynthetic process; receptor guanylyl cyclase signaling pathway
Cellular component (GO): extracellular region
Molecular function (GO): hormone receptor binding; hormone activity
Source: RefSeq, a predicted model, not a curated record